GCCGAAGAUAACUUCGAAGUCGAGGAAAUCGUUCACCACGAGCACCGGCCGGACUCAACUUACUACUUGUUACGCUGGAGCGGCUACCCUGAGGAAGACGACACGUGGGAACCGGCUGACCACGUCCAGGAAUCCACCAUACAGGAGUACUGGGACAAGCACAAGGGUGCCUAG
Schizosaccharomyces japonicus yFS275 is the source of this 174-nucleotide messenger RNA. RefSeq lists its product as hypothetical. Gene Ontology annotation, cellular component: nucleus; chromosome. Lineage: Eukaryota; Fungi; Ascomycota; Schizosaccharomycetes; Schizosaccharomycetales; Schizosaccharomycetaceae. Gene Ontology annotation, biological process: epigenetic regulation of gene expression. The annotation marks the transcript as partial. The record is from RefSeq and is a predicted model, not a curated record. The transcript has a single exon.